AUGCCUCUUGUCCAGUACUCCGAUAGCGAAAGCUCAAGCUCGGAUAGUCCUCAACCGGAUCAGACCCACAGUAAAAGCCAAACCUCCCAAGGAAUCAAAAGAAAGCAUAGUCCAACUUCACAUUCAAUUCUUCCAUCUCUGCCGGACAGCUUCCAUGACCUUUAUGCUUCCACAGCCAGAGUCAGUAACCGAGACGACCCUUCCCUGCACGCUGGACGUCAGAGGGUGACGCCUCACGUUCAGGGCAAUUGGCCUACUCAUGUCUACGUAGAGUGGUUUCCUUCGACAGAAUAUUCGAGCCGUCUCAGCAAUAUCUUGACUGUCCUUAGCGAUGCACAAAGUCUCCAAGAGCACCAAGUCCACAGUCUUCUGAAGAGUGAGCUUGGAGUAGAGCUGCCUCUCCAUAUCAGUCUCUCUAGGCCCAUUGUACUGCUCGCACAUCAACGACAGCCGUUCAUUGAUUCAUUGACCCGUGCCAUCAACAAGACAGGUUUAAGCCCAUUCGAGGUAGCCGUGGGAGGCUUGGAGUGGGUUGCCAACUAUGAGAAGACACGCUGGUUCUUGGUGCUCAAGCUGGAGAGACCGCCUCAAAAUGGUCUCAACAAGCUUCUUCACCUCUCAAAUCAGACGGUCACAGAUUUUGGACAGCCGCCACUCUAUACAGACUCGCUGCAAUCCUCCACUGAUGGCCGAAGUCGGAAACGGCAAGCGGGAAAUGGAAGCCGUUCAAAAGGGAUCACAGGAGCCGCCGCUUCGUCUUCCAUGACUCGUUCCGGACCACCAACUGAUAUCGAUAUGUCAUCGAGUUUUCAUAUCAGCAUCGGUUGGACAUUGGGUGCUCCUACCCAUGGUCUUAGGGAGAGGGUGAACGCGACUGGCAUUGACUUGCAAGCCAUCAAAGUCGACAUCAACACUGUCAAAGCUAAGAUAGGAAAUGGCAUCACAGCCAUAUCCCUAGCAACGAAGAUAGAUACUUCCAGAAGGAUGUUCUGA
Molecule: messenger RNA, 993 nt
Organism: Letharia columbiana
Lineage: Eukaryota; Fungi; Ascomycota; Lecanoromycetes; Lecanorales; Parmeliaceae
Exons: 3
Coding region: 1-993 (330 amino acids)
Biological process (GO): U6 snRNA 3'-end processing
Cellular component (GO): nucleus
Molecular function (GO): 3'-5'-RNA exonuclease activity
Source: RefSeq, a predicted model, not a curated record